Molecule: messenger RNA, 3197 nt
Organism: Drosophila takahashii
Lineage: Eukaryota; Metazoa; Arthropoda; Insecta; Diptera; Drosophilidae
Source: RefSeq, a predicted model, not a curated record
CAAAAAUGCUGAACCUCAGCGACGAAAAGCUGGCGGAGAUUAUGGAGAACUUCGAUCAGACCUGGAGCACCGGCUCCAGCUCCUCCACGUCGAGCAGGAGCAGCAGGAGCAGCGGCACGAAGGACUACGAGGUGGGCGACGCGUACAGCAGGCAGGACGCCAUCCGGCCACUGGUGGCCACCAACUGCUCCGAAUAUGUGGUGGCCCACGCCAGGUGCGAACUGCAUCCGGUUCGCCGGUUCGGGGAGGUCUCCCUGCUCCCUCACAUCCUGGAGAUGAUGCGGAAGCUGGGCCUCAACCGGCUGCUCCGCCUGCAGAGCUACACGUGGCCCCAUUUGGCCGGAGGAGCUGGCCAUGGAGCCAUGAUUGUGGGUGCUCCUGGCAGUGGACGCACUUUCGCCUACGUGCCAGUUGUUUGCCAUGCCGUUUGCAAGGCGCUGGCCGAGAUUAGGAGCCUGCCGGGGGAUUGGCCACCCAAUCAGUACGGUCCUAGGGCUCUCAUCCUGGUGCCCGAUCUUCGGCGCGUCCGCCAGGUGAGCGCCAUGUGCCACGCCCUGCUGCGCAAGGCGCACAAGGAGGAUUGGCUGACGCUGACCCUGAAUGUUCCCUCCACCAGGAGCUCGGAGUUCUUUCAGCGGCUGCUCAACGGCGUCGGCUGCCUGGUGGUUACUCCAACCCAGCUGAAUUGGUUCUACCAUGAAGCUCCUGGCCUCAUGCGCUUCCCCUGCCUGCAGUUUGUGGUCUACGACGACGUGGAUUUGAUGUCCCAGGAGCAGUUGGCCAAUGCCGAGCAGGUUCUCGCCGAGAUUCUGCCGCUCAGCCACUCGCCGCAGCGGGUGAUGGUCUCCCAGUCGUAUAAUCCCGAGCUUAUGGUUAAGCUAAAGGCGGUCAAUGAUCACCCGGCUCUAAUUUUUGGUGAUAUACUGGAGGCCGCUCUGUACGGCGGCACUCGCAUAAGGAUCUCGCUGCUCCGCGCGGCCGCCAAGGUGAAUGGAGUGCUGCAAAUGCUGCUGGAGUGUCCGCCGGAGGCCAACCGCACGGUGAUCUUCUGCAGCGACGAUGGGGACAUGCAGCGCCUGGUGGCAGCUCUCGAGGAUCGGGGCUACAACUGCCUGCCCUACUAUCAGACGUCAGAUCUCCAGGUUCGCGAGGAGCUGCAUCGCUGGCAGGCCGCCAAAAGGGGAGGCGGUGUAAUCCUCCUCUGCACGGACGACUGCCCGGAGCUGAUCAUCCGGAAUGCGCAUAGCUUGAUCCACUUUAGCAUGAGCACGUCGUGGAGCAAGUUCAAGAUGCGUCACCUCAUGGUGGCUGAUAAUCUGGGAAAUACUUUGGCGGAAAGGAAGGCUGCUCCUCUGCAUUCUUUAGUACUCCUCGACGACAACAACCACCGGGAGCUGCCGCGUCUGGUGGACUUCCUGCAGCUGCACCAGGAGGUGGAUCCCACCAUCCUUUCCCUGGCCAAGCGGAUACGCAAGGAGCUGGCCCAGGCCAAGUGCUGCAAUCGGAGCAGCCUGUGCAGCCAGAUUUUAAGGCUGGGCCAGUGCUACGAUCCCUGCUGCGUGGAACGCCAUCAUGUGGGUAAGUUCGAUGGACCAGAUAGUCAUCUGCCCACCAGCGGAGAUGUAAAGCUUCAACUGGUGCAGGUCUACUCGCCCACGCACCUUUGCGUCCGCCUGCUGGAACAUUUGCCGCUGGAGCAGCCGGGCAACUGGCAGGAGCUGCCCUAUCCGGCGGUGCAGGAGAUGCGCAUGCAGCUGAUGCGGCACAAGGAGCCGCCACGCUACUGGCCACCUCUAGUGGGCGCCAUCUGCAUGUACCACACGUCGUUUACUCAGGAAAGGGUUCGGAUUCUCAAGGUGCCGCCCAUAAAGAACGUGAAUAUUGUGGAAUCCGAUUUGCAAGUGGAAUUACAAGCCCUCGAUGUCGACACGCGAAUCUUUACGAGCACUUGCGGAGAUCUGUACGAAUGCCCGGAGGCACUGCAGCAGGAGCCACCGCUGGCCUGCGAUCUGCGGUUGCUUGGGAUGAUUCCUUACAACGGCGAACGCAGCUGGACGGAGGAGGAUGGCAGGAAUGUCAAAUAUACACUCGGUCAACUGCCCAAGGAACACUUCCUGCAGGCCAAAGUGCAGUUCUCCGCCGCCGGCACUCUGUUCGUACGGGAUUUGGUGGCCAUGGUGUAUGCGGAUCAGUUCAGGGUGCAUCUAAGGCAGCUCAGCCUGGCGCAGCAUCUGGUUAAAGCCACGCUGGCCAAGAGAUGUGAGCGGGCUGCGGAAAUGGUUAAGGAUUUUUUCGGGGAACUCUUAACCAAAAGAGAGGAGGAUGAGUUGCAAAAGGAGGAGAAGGAGGAGCAGCCCCAGGAGAAGCCCCUCUUGAGCCUCAGGUGUCAACGCUUGGCACAGGUGGCUCUGGAGUCGGGAAGGGAGAACCAGCUAAAGCAGGAGCUAAAGCAAAGAAACUGCAGCGAGACCAAAGAAGUAAUCACAGCCAGUAAUCAGGAUGCACAGCCUCAGUCCAAAGAAGACCACCUUUCCCAGCUGUACGAGUGCAUGAUGAACUGCAGCCGCUUGCAGCUGGAGGAUCAGAAGGAGUCCUCAAAGGAUGGCCAACAAAUAGAAGCCCAGCCAGUGGAGUUUCUCAAGCAAGUGAUAAGCGGUGAGAGCAGCACACCUGACCAUUUCCAGGAGCAGAUUGAGAUACCCUCCCAACAGCCACCGAACGUGGUGCGACCCUCGGUGAGCUACUACCAGACCAUUAGCACCUUGGAACUGCAGGUGUCCCUGCCGGAAGAUGACUACGAGUACCGGGUUCAACUGAUCCAAGCACAGAUAAUCUUCAGAGCCACCUCGAAAAGCUCACAACUGAUUCAGCAAUUCCUGCUCACCCUGAGAUUCCCGUACACCUCACUGCGUCACCACAUCCGCGGACGCACCGUUUACAUCAGCGUGACCAAGGCGCUGGCCGUCGCAGAUCCACUGGCAUUCAGCGAGUACCGAUUCCUCAAACCCAAUCACGAUAUGUUCGGCAAGAUGGAGCAACAUAGAAGGAUGACGCAGAGCCGGCUGCUCCGUUCUCUGGAGGAUUACGGCUAUGUAAAGCCAAAGAUCGAGGUGCAGGAAAGAAGCGAGGAGAGCGAAGACGAUGAGCGCAAUCUGGAGGGGAUUGAGCGAGUGGAUAACAAUGAAAUAUGUGACUAA